GGGGCGGGGCGAGCAAGGCGGCGGGCGUCUGUGAGGAGCGGCCGGUGACUGCCGGUGGCGGUGACGGUAGAGGGCGGCCAUGGCACAGCCGGAGGCCGGCGGCGAUGACUCUCGCUGCGUGCGACUGAGCGCCGAGCGGGCCCAAGUGCUGCUGGCCGACGUGGACACGCUGCUGUUCGACUGCGACGGCGUGCUGUGGCGAGGCGAGACGGCCGUGCCCGGAGCGCCUGAGGCCCUAACGGCGCUGCGGGCCUGCGGCAAGCGCCUCGGCUUCAUCACCAACAACAGCAGCAAGACCCGUGAGGCCUACGCCGAGAAGCUGCGGCGCCUGGGCUUCGGUGGCCCCGCGGGACCCGGCGCCAACCGCGAGGUCUUCGGCACGGCCUAUUGCACCGCGCUCUACCUGCGCCAGCGCCUGUCCGGCUCCCCGGCUCCCAAAGCCUACGUGCUGGGCAGUGCGGCGCUGGCCGCGGAGCUGGAAGCCGUGGGCGUCGCCUGCGUGGGCGUGGGGCCGGAUCCCCUGAAGGGCGACGGCCCGGGCGCCUGGCUGGACGCGCCCCUGGAGCCCGACGUGCGUGCUGUCGUGGUUGGCUUCGACCCGCACUUCAGCUACAUGAAGCUCACCAAAGCCGUGCGCUACCUGCAGCAGCCUGGCUGUCUACUAGUGGGCACCAACAUGGACAACCGGCUCCCGCUCGAGAACGGCCGCUUCAUCGCGGGUACAGGUUGUCUGGUCAGAGCCGUGGAGAUGGCCGCCCAGCGCCAGGCCGACAUCAUAGGGAAGCCCAGCCGUUUCAUCUUCGACUGCGUGUCCCAGGAGUACGGCAUUAACCCGGAGCGCACUGUCAUGGUGGGAGAUCGCCUGGACACAGAUAUCCUCCUGGGUGUCAGCUGUGGCCUGAAGACCAUCCUGACCCUCACCGGAGUGUCCACUUUGGAAGAUGUGAAGACUAAUCAGGAAAGUGACUGCAUGUCUAAGAGGAAAAUGGUCCCUGACUUCUAUGUUGACAGCAUAGCCGACCUUUUGCCUGCCCUUCAAGGUUAAAGAUUUAGCGUCUUUAAGCUACAGAAUAAAAAAAUUGAAAACCUCUUAACCAAAUUAACAGGUGGGGCUUAAGCUCUUGAUUAGCUACGUGGCUUCAAAGAGUAUACAUGGAGUUAAGCAAAAGCACUAGUUAACCUUGUAAGUAAACGUUUGGUGGGCGAUUUUGUUGCAGACCUUUAUAAUUUUAAGAUGCACUUUUAAACUUGGAGGGCAUUGUGGGGGUUGCUGGUAGCAAGAGCAGGCUUCACAUCUGUCCACAAUUCAGAUAACCUAAGGGCCUGCUGACAGGACUGAGGUGUCACGUAUUUUAUUGAAAACUUCAUUCAGGGAUUAAGCCUCCUUGCAGGGCAAAGGGGAGAAGGGGCUGAUUAUUUUGACUGUCACAGGAAAUUUGUACACACCAACACAUGGCCCCAAUGGUGUGGUCAUAAGCAGAGGAACCUGCUGAUGUAUCGCAGCCCCUUGCCUGCAGGGUGGGAGUGAAGGAGGGGGCUGCCCCUCCAUAGUGUCUCCCUGUCCUUGAGGUGUUGGGUGCAGCCCUCACCAUUACCCCACACUUCCUUAAAAACCACUCUGAUUUUAUAGUUGAGUGUCUGUUGUGUUUCAGAUGCCCAGGGCUGGCACUCUUCAUAUAUGAUUGUGCAACUCUAUGAACUUCGUCCAGCUAAAGCUCUACUUUCUCAAAUGUGCAUUUAAACCCAAAUGACAUGGACUGAGCAUAUUGGCUGAGUGGCCAGAAGGGCAUGGAUGCCUUUGCUGAACUUUGGCCUGCUGUUUAGGAAGCUCAGAGCAGCUUUGUUACCAAAAAUUAUUUUUUUAAACCUUCGAACAACUUUAUUAAGGGGUGGAAUUGAAUCUUAUUUGUGUUAAUAGCUGUGCUCUGUCCUUAGGGCAUAAAUCUUACUGAAGAAGUCUCAGUACCCUGCAGCCAAGCCAGAAGCAGGGUUAAAGUCUUGUGCAAGCCAAGGAGUACCUACUACCCGGGCUGCCCUCUGGGGAAGAAAAAGUCCCCAAGAACAGGAAAAUGGUUCCUGCAAAGCAUCCAAUCUCUUCCUGUCCUCCUGUACCCUUGAUUGGGUGGGGGUUAGAUACCAGUCAUCCAUGAGGCCAACUAUCUUGGCCCUGGAGUCUUGUCAGUGGCCAGUUGGAGGACUGGCCUUUUCUGCCUAUUCCUUAAGUUGCUGACCUUUGGCAAAAGGCCUGAUAAGCAGACUCUCCAGCUGCACUUGUAGGGUAGAGCCUGGGAAGCUGUUCCUUUGGGCCAACUCCUUUCUGGUGCCUUGCCCUACGGCCUGUGGCUUUUCUCCUAGCCCCAUAGUCACAGCACUCUUGCUUGUUCUCUACAAGUUCUCAGAAAUAAAGGGUAUCCCAGGCCUUUAGCUCCUCUCAGGCCUGGAGUGUCUGGGGUUUGGACUUUGCCAUGGGGAAACAGCAGCACAACCGGUGCCUAGGAGGUUAGUGGUGAUGAUGUUGACUCUGCGAGGUUAGCUCAAGGUAGGUCUUAAUAUUGAGCAGGCCUGUCAGGGCGUUGUUGCACACAGCAGGUGCAGCAGCCAGCAACACCUUCCUCGUCUGCGCCCCAUCUCUGCCCUUAUUGCACUGUGUGAACCCAAAUGCAUAUUAAACUCUCAAACCCA
Molecule: messenger RNA, 2682 nt
Organism: Artibeus jamaicensis (Jamaican fruit-eating bat)
Lineage: Eukaryota; Metazoa; Chordata; Mammalia; Chiroptera; Phyllostomidae
Gene: PGP
Product: phosphoglycolate phosphatase
Exons: 2
Coding region: 80-1045 (321 amino acids)
Cellular component (GO): cytoplasm
Molecular function (GO): sn-glycerol 3-phosphatase activity
Source: RefSeq, a predicted model, not a curated record